ACAUCUUACGCUUUCAACCUAAGAGCGCAAUCUUCAUUGGAGGGCACCAUCAUAUCCAAACCAAACGAGGGAAACGUCACAACCAAUCACAUAUUGCAGCAUCUUUGACAACUAAGUGCAGUGUAUAGGGAAAUACCAGAAUAUGGUGGGUGUGUUUAAGUAUUAAUGGACACCACUGUCUUUAAAAACCACUGGAACAAAGAAAAGACAUCACGACGACAUUUUUGCCGAGAGGAAGGAGGACCGGUUGAACAUAAUGCAAGUCUCUUUAUACGUCAGUUUUUUCUUAGCCUUGAUUUUGCAGCUUCUGAACGCAUACGUACUACGAGAUAGGGGAGACGCUCUCAUGCCAGAGGCUGGACUUGCCAGAGAAUAUGAAAAUAUGGCAUGGGGUCCACCACUAAAUGGAUUCCCAACAUAUCGACGGCAGACUUAUCCUUCUUCGACAACUUGGAAACGCCUAAUUGUGCCUUGGAAUAACUUUUAUAGUUCAUUUGAAAGGGAAGUUUCACCGGACGAAAGAGCCGUUUGGAGCCCACCACCAAGGCAGAAUCUACGCAGCGCGACAAUGGGCUUGGACGUUCCAUGGAGAACUCUGUGCAAAAGUCGCGGCUGGUGCAGCAGUGCUUUUUUCCAGCACCAACAGAUUAAGCGUAAACUACAGCUUAGCAGAAAAUGUAACUUUAUUCAAAUGGAGUUAACACGAGAGAACCAUAAGUUGUGCAACA
This is a messenger RNA of Lingula anatina, 728 nucleotides long. RefSeq lists its product as uncharacterized. Lineage: Eukaryota; Metazoa; Brachiopoda; Lingulata; Lingulida; Lingulidae. The record is from RefSeq and is a predicted model, not a curated record.